AUGUCUACUCCUCAAAACCACGCUGUCGUUUUUGGCGCAACAGGCCUCAUCGGCUGGGCCGCCGUCAAUCAACUCCUCUCAAACUACCCUGCACCCACCACUUUUACAAGCGUCACAGCUGUGAGCAAUCGACCCUUGGACGCAGAGAGAACAUUCUGGCCCACAGAGUCUAGUGAAAGACCAGAGCUUCAACUCGUGUCAGGUGUAGAUCUCAAAAGUGGUGAAUUGAAGGAACAAUUGAGGGAUAACGUGGCUGGGAUCGAGAAGAUCACCCACGUCUUUUACUUUGUGUUUGCGCCGCAUGAUGAGGACCACCAAGAGGAAUGCAAGAUCAAUUGCGACAUGAUGCGCAAUGUCGCAACUGCACUCAACGCACUCUCUCCCAGUUUGAAGUCCUUCGUUUACUCUGGUGGCACAAGGGGAUACGGCAUUUACAUUCCGGGUGGCAUCUUCACACCUCCUCUUGACGAAUCCAUGGCCGAUACUAUACCAGAGGAUUAUGCAAAGACGGUUGCUUACCCGUGGUUUCGUAGCAUUCUCACUGAUGCUUCAGCCGGUCGCGAAUGGACGUGGACAGAGGUCUGUCCCGACGUGGUCGUAGGCUUCAGUGCGAUUGGCUCAAAUUACUCUCUCGCCUUGCACUGGGCGCAGUAUCUUUCCUUGUAUGCAAAGAACAACGGCGAAGGCGCAGAGGUGAUGUUUCCGGGGAACAAGGAAGCCUACCAUGCGCGCUUCACGUCCGUAUCGUCUUGUAUCCUCGGUCGUGUCGCAAUUCACGCAGCACUCAAUCCAUCGUCGUGUGGGGGCAAAAUCAUCAAUAUGCUUGAUCGUGCGGAACCGACCACUUUCGCGGAAGCGUGGCCUCGCAUCGCGUCGUUUUUUGGACUUGUCGGUGUCGCACCGGGGAAUGCCGAGGGUCAACGACCGAGUGAAUACAUCGAGACCCAUGGCCAUCUCCUGGGAGAGUAUGGUAAAACGGCGGGUGUCGGAGCAGGAAGGAAACAACUCGAUAAUGUAGGCUGGUGGUUAACGUUUGAUCGACAAUUGAGUGCGGAGAGGUUGCGAAACGCAGGCUUCAAGGAGGAACGAGAUCCAUCAGAGGGUUGGAUUGAAGCAUUUUCCAAACUUCGCGAUGCCGAAAUUAUCUUGUAG
Molecule: messenger RNA, 1152 nt
Organism: Fusarium poae
Lineage: Eukaryota; Fungi; Ascomycota; Sordariomycetes; Hypocreales; Nectriaceae
Exons: 3
Coding region: 1-1152 (383 amino acids)
Source: RefSeq, a predicted model, not a curated record